GUGAGUGUGUGCUAUGCCUGCAGUUUGCCAGACAUCAGCAGCAGGUUGAGAACAAACACGCAGAGAAGGGAAGAGAGAGAAGGAGAGAAAGAGAAAGACAACACACAAUACGACUAACAGAACUUUAUGCAAACCUCCUUCUAUCUACAAGUCAGUGGAGUGAUGCUGCCAGCUGCCAGGUCACUGCUGUUAUGUGCUUUGUGUCAUGGGGUGGCUGUGUGGGCUUUUGCACGCAUGCCCGAUGCGGUGGAGCUGCGAUCAGCAUUUUCUGUUGCUCGCACUACUAGUAUGGAGGGUGGGCCAAAGAUGGUUAUCACCUUUGACAAGAUCUAUGUAAAUAUCGGUGGUGACUUUGAACCAAAAACAGGCUUAUUUCGCUGCCGGAUCCCUGGAGCAUACUACUUCUCCUUCACUGUGGGGAAGUUCCCACACCGGGACCUGUCUGUGAUGCUGAUGAAGAACCGGAAUGAGGUACAGGCAAUCAUAUAUGAUGACAACGGGGGUGAGGAACGCAAGGUCCAGAGUCAAAGUGCCAUGCUGCAACUCGACUUUGGUGACACUGUCUGGCUACGUCUCCAUGGUGACCCACGUUAUGCAAUCUAUAGCAACACAGGGCACUACACAACAUUCAGUGGAUACCUGAUUUACCCAGAUAUAUAUACAUUCCAAGAACACAAAGAACAGACCAGUGAUGACCAAGCAACAAUAUUCAGCCACCAUACACCACAGCAAGUGGACACAGAGGGGACUGUGAGUGAAGAAAAGAAAGAAGACGAGAUCAAUGAAGAGAGAAGGGAUGUUGAGGAGGAGGAGGAUCAGAGGUCUGCUUUCUCUGUUGGUCGCACCCAGAGCAUUCUUGGCAUAGAUAAAGGCUAUCCUGAGCACAAGCCAAUAGCAUUCGACACUGAAUUUGUCAACAUUGGCAAUGACUUUAACAUGAGUUCAGGUGUAUUCAUAUGCCGUGUACCUGGAGCCUACUACUUUUCAUUUAAUGCUGGUAAGCUGCCGCACAAGACCCUUUCUGUGAAGCUGAUGAAGAAUCACUUGGAGGUCCAGGCUAUGAUAUAUGAUGACAGUGAUACUGAAAAGGCUUUACAGAGUCAAAGCCUGAUGCUGCAACUGCAAAAGGGAGAUACAGUGUGGCUCUAUAGUCACCAAAGGGAAGGAUUCGGUGCAUACAGUAAUCACGCAAAGUACAUCACCUUCACUGGAUUUCUGGUGUACCCAGAAGUCCCCCACAGCCACCUUCAGCAACGAAAGCAGGGAAGGGGGGCUUAAGUAGAACCAAGGCACAGAUCUCUGUCUCUAUCUGUGAUCAGAGGUCAGACUGACAACGGGUUUGUCUGCAUGUGGACUGCAUCCAAAUAAAUUAUUUCACUCUGUCGGCUCUUGUGAACUCAUGCAGGGAAACCUGAAGUUGUGAUCUUUUGGUCCUGUUUUGUUCUCUUUGGACUGUGAAUGUUUGCAGUUUCUCCUGCUUUGUCAUUUUUGUGGAGAAACUAUGUUAUAAGCACAAAAGCUUAAUUUAAACUAUUACAAAAUAAGUACUAUAUAAAUUGUGGGCAAAAAGUUGUUACAUGUAGUGUCACCAAUCCCCAAAGAGAUCUAUGCACUGAAAAUGCCUUGAUUUUUCAGUAAUGUCUGCUGAGCAAAAAUUUUUAAAACUAGUGGCACUUCAUUCAGUGUUCAUAGCUGAUAGCAAAACAUCAAAACAAGUAACACAUGACCAGUGUAGAGCCCUGGGGCUGUGUUCACAAUAAGCUAAAAGAAGCUUACAAUAGAUAUAAAGCAGGUUAAAAGUGACCAAUUUUUUUUUUUAUAAUUGAUGAUUUUGCUCCUAAUUUUAAAACUCCCGUUUUACACUAAAAUUAAUUCACAAAUGUAGUUCUUACUGAUAAGAGUUUCUGUAGCAGAAGCUAUCCAGAGGUUUUACCUAAAUUCUCUUUCCCCUGAACACACUACACUCCAUUAAGUUGUUUGUUCAAUCAAUCAAUCAAUCAACUAAUAGUACCUGUUUUAUCCAGGUCUUAGUGAAUCCUCAGCCUAUCCUCAGCCUCAGCAUAGCCAAUCUGCAUGUGGUUGGUAGAAUUUACAGAAUCUUCACCUUGCAUCCAAACUCAUUAAUCUAAAAUCAGGAUCAAACCAGGGACACUGGAAAGGUGAUUGUUACAAUGCUACCUGCUGCACCACCACACGUUUUGGUUGUUUUUGUUUGGUUUGUUUGUUAAUUGUUGAUGCAAUAAGCAAUUCGAAUUGCAUUUCAUUUCUUGGUUCUUCAUGCAGCCCUCUGCUGUAUAUCCUAUAGUAACAAGGUCACUCCCACUUUUACAGCUUGAUUCCAUAUUUAACUCAGAUUUUCUUGAAUAUUUAAAAAAAAAAAAAUUUUGUGAACACAGCCUCUUAUCCAAUUAAGAUUGUUAGUAAAAAUAGUGAUCAACAAUGCAAAAGUAUGAGAAAAGUGGGAAAAUUGCAUGUAACUUUAGUUCACUCAUGAAAAAUAUUGUUCACAGUCCUUGUUUUGCAUGUGGAAUAUUUACUUCUAUGACACACUUCUUUGGAGUCUUGCUGGUGUUUCCCUUGCACAUAGUGUGUACACAUUUUUAAGCAACUUAGGUGUUAUUGCUGGGAUCACCACCUCGCUGUGAACAUUGUAUACAUUUUGCUAGUAAUAAUCUGCCCAACAAUACAUUCCUUAUCACUAUUGAAAAUGAAGUUCUUUUGAAACCAUAUUUCACAAGUUUUGCUUGACUUACUAGUGCAUGCUAUUGAGAACUUGUUAAAAUAAUUAAAAAAGCACACACGCCACAUGUGCACAAUUCCACACCGGGCAUCUACUUAACUUGUCUGAUUUCUUUCUAUUUAUAUUCUCGUAAAUGUUCACAGUUUUAUUUCUGUGUGUGGUGUCAUAGUGAUUCACACUGUAAUAUGCGAUCAUUAAUGAAAAUGUUGUGAUAUAUUGAGAUUUACCCUAAAUCUAGAGUCUUUGACUAGCAAUUUUUGUUUGUGUGGUCUGAGCUGAGGCUCAGGAAGAUGUAUCUUUUCCAGUGUUCUGUGGAUGUUUUUGUGAUCUACACCAAAGUGAAUAAAAACUGCCUGUAAACAA
This is a messenger RNA of Hemibagrus wyckioides, 3103 nucleotides long. It is a transcript of the gene c1qtnf4, whose product is annotated as C1q and TNF related 4. Bases 127 to 1278 code for a protein of 383 amino acids. The transcript is spliced from 2 exons. The record is from RefSeq and is a predicted model, not a curated record. Gene Ontology annotation, molecular function: protein binding. Lineage: Eukaryota; Metazoa; Chordata; Actinopteri; Siluriformes; Bagridae.